GCCAUGAGGGGCCCGCGCUGCGCCCCGCUGCUGCUCCUGCUGCUGCUGCCGCCGCUGCUGCUCACGCCCCCCACCGGGGACGCCGCAGUCAUCACCGGGGCCUGCGACAAGGACCCCCAGUGUGGUGGAGGCAUGUGCUGUGCUGUUAGUAUCUGGGUUAAGAGCAUAAGGAUUUGCACACCUAUGGGCAAAGUGGGAGACAGCUGCCAUCCGCUGACUCGUAAAGUUCCAUUUUUUGGGCGGAGAAUGCAUCACACAUGUCCAUGUAUGCCGGGCUUAGCCUGUUUACGGACUUCAUUUAAUCGAUUUAUUUGUUUAGCCCGAAAGUAAUCACUUGAGAGUAGAAACUUUAAAUGUGAACAGCCACAUGAUGUCUGUAAAGUCUAUUUACUUGUGAUUGUGCCAAACAAAUAAUAUGCCAGAAAGAAAUGCUGUUGCUUUCUCAACUAUCCAAGUAACAUUUCUAUCUUUGAUGUUUUAAAUGACUUUUUUUUUUUAAUUGAAAGAGGAUUUUAAUUUUGGAUACGAAUGUAAAGUGCAGGGCAUUAUGGAACCGGUUCUCAUUUCCCUGUUUGUGUUUUGGUUUGGCUUGGCUCUUUUAAUGCCAAUAACUCACCCAUUUUCACAAAAAUGAGGAGAAUAAGAAUUUGAUAUUUUGUCACAGAAACGUUUUUUUCUCAAACCCCCUCCCCCCAGCCCUGCCUACCAC
This is a messenger RNA of Leptonychotes weddellii (Weddell seal), 709 nucleotides long. RefSeq names its product prokineticin 2 (gene PROK2). Gene Ontology annotation, biological process: endothelial cell proliferation. NCBI's taxonomy places the organism in Eukaryota, Metazoa, Chordata, Mammalia, Carnivora, Phocidae. The record is from RefSeq and is a predicted model, not a curated record.